Messenger RNA from Nilaparvata lugens (brown planthopper), 2780 nucleotides. RefSeq names its product ubiquitin carboxyl-terminal hydrolase 2. Gene Ontology annotation, cellular component: cytoplasm. The transcript is spliced from 11 exons. The record is from RefSeq and is a predicted model, not a curated record. Lineage: Eukaryota; Metazoa; Arthropoda; Insecta; Hemiptera; Delphacidae. Bases 273 to 1844 code for a protein of 523 amino acids. Gene Ontology annotation, biological process: protein deubiquitination. Gene Ontology annotation, molecular function: cysteine-type deubiquitinase activity.
CAUAUUGGGUAUUUUGUUAAGUUCGUCUUGUAUUCACAAUUCACAACAUUUUGAUUGGUAGCUUGUAGGUUAUUUCUGUACGUGCCCCAUUAAACUCUAAUACAGUACGAUAACUAAAUAGUUAUAAAAAUUUGGAAGAUUAAUUAUGAUUGAUGUCAAUGGUUUUAUCUCUUAGCAACAGUAUUCGGAAUAAUAAAUUAGCAUUAUUGAUUAGUGUUAAUGCUCUUGGGAAGUUAAUAAUCAUUGACAUCCUUGAUGAUUGAUGCAUAAAGAUGCCAAUUUCAUUGAACCAUCAAUCAUUAGUUGGCAGUUCAAUGGCUUCUGUGAGCAAAAGCACCUACUCGCCUAUCAGCUCGUAUUCAAGCUAUCAAAGAUAUACAAACUCUUAUCCGAGAAGUUCAUCAAUUUUGGAUGAGCCUCAAUUGUCAGUUACUGGCUCAUCGUGCUUGAGUAGUCGAACAUCCGACGUGAUAUCCAGAUUAUCAAAACCUCGGAGUAUUCAGCACUAUGACAGUGGAUCUUAUCUGAGCUCAUCAUCAACUUCAGCUCUGUCAAGGAAGUCUGCCUUAGAUAAGAUUAAUUACAAAUCAGACCUAUCAUCUUCAAGAUAUCUCUCUAAAUAUGACACCGGAAGUGGAAGGACUACUAAAAAGUAUUCGGAACCGUCAUCCUCAAGCACAUUAUCUCAUGCUUUGUUGAUAAAGCCAAGUAUGUCAACCCCACCCAGGAGGUCAAUUUCAACUCUAUCCUCGCAGUCAUCAGAUUAUGUUGGAGCUGCUUCUAGAGAACGUUCAUAUUCAGCUGCUAAAACACCUACUCAGAGUGGAGUAAAUAGUCGGAACGGGCUCAGAAAUAUUGGAAAUACAUGUUUCCUUAAUGCUGUGGUACAGUGCCUUAGUCAUAUUAGUCCUUUACGAGAGUAUUUUCGAAGUGGGUCAUAUCUUGCUGAUAUCAAGUCACAAAGUGAUGGUGCUUUGGUCAAAUCAUUUGCCAAUCUGUUGAAUGAUCUUUGGGAUGGAGAAAAUAGGACAGUUCAGCCGGGUACAUUCAAGAGAUGUUUGCAGCAGUUCGCUCCAUGCUUCAUGGGCAAUAACCAACAAGACGCGCAGGAGUUUCUCCGCUACUUGCUGGAAGGAUUGCACAUAGAUGUCAAUCGGGUUCGAAGCAAAAUCAGAGAUUAUACUGAUUUGGAUGAUUGUCUAAGUGAUCAACAGAAGGCCAUGGAAUGCUGGAAGAGGUAUUUGAAGUGCGACAACAGCAAAAUUGUUGACUUGUUUGUUGGCCAGUUGAAGUCAACGCUGAAGUGUGCCUUUUGCGGUCAUUGUUCGACUACAUUUGAUCCGUUCUGGGAUCUGUCUCUGUCAUUGCCUGACAGAGGUCAUUUGCCGGUGCCCUUGUCCCAAUGUCUGGACACAUUCACCAGAGAUGAGGUUCUGGAAGCUAAUGAAAUGCCAACGUGCUCCAAGUGUAAGACAAGACGAAAAUGCACCAAAUCAUUGAAGAUCCAACGAUUGCCCAUGAUACUGGUGCUGCACCUUAAGAGAUUUUCUCCAAGUGAAUCGAGCCGACACAGCAGGAAAUUGACAACUUUAGUGGAGUUUCCAUUGGAGAACCUGGACCUGAGUCCAUAUACAGAUAGCAGCUCGUCCUCAUCAGGAGCUCCCCUCUACAACUUGGUGGCUAUCUCGAAACAUUCUGGAACUAUAAUGAGCGGUCAUUACGUUGCCAUGUGUCGUCAAAACGAUCAGUGGGUGGAGUUCAAUGACGAAAGGGUAACAGUGAAAGGAUCAAGCAUUGGAUGCGGUGAUGCGUAUCUCCUGUUCUAUGAAAGGAAUAAAGAAUAAAAACGUGUGUGAUGAUAUUACUAUGAGUAUUAACAGACUUCAUACUAGCCGGUACUAACCGAAUUAUCAAGCAUCAAUCAAGCUUGUUUAGUAUAGCAUUUCACCUCAUGGAAAGUUCAACAGACUUGACAAUAUUGACCAAGUACCGUAUCAUUGAUGAGAUUAUUAUUUUUGGUGAUUAUGAAUGGAAUUGAUUGUUUUAUUUUUACAGUCUAGGCUGUCUAGCAUUGAAUAAAUCAAUGUAAUUAAGAAUUUAAAGGCCCGGUUGCACAAAAACCUGUUAAAUUUUAACCGUGGUUAAUUUCCCGAGAACCAAUCAGAGAAGGCCUUUUUGAUAAGACGGGGGAUUGAUCAUGAUUAAAAUUUAACCGGCUUUCGUGCGACCCGCACAAAUAAAUUUAUGUGCAAUAGAAUGAUGAAUAGUGCAAGAAAUUGAUUGUAAAAUGAGAUAUUCUAUUAAUAGAAUGGUAUGGAUAUUAGAGGAAUACAGUACAGUAUAUAUUAUUGUAUAUACACGAAAUACAUGUAUUGCAUUUUAAUAUUAUAUAUUAUAGUUUACUAAUGUUACCUAAAUAAGAAAAAAACACAUGCUAAUUUCUUUGAUUGGAAAGGAAACAAGCCAAUUUAUUUUGAGAAUUGUAAUGUUGUAGGAUAACUGAACUAGUCAAAUGUCCAAAAAAUGUGUUGGUUGAUCUACUUUAAGUGAUUGUUAAAUGUACUGUAUUUACACCACUAUGUUAUUACUAAUCACUUCCUCACCGUAUUAUUUUCUCUUUAUUUAUUUAUGUCUAGUUAUUGUUUCAUAGAGUUAUUAUUGUUAUCCACUAUUAAAUUCACAUGCCAUUCUAUAGAUCUUUGAUGCCUUGUUCUUUCGAAUGGAAGAAUUUCUUGUAACUUAAUGUAUAUUAAUGAGUAAAUGGAAUUUUACCACUAAAA